UUUACGCACACCAAGAUCGACUAAUUCGACGCUUCAAAGUUGCAACCAACUGGCUUUAAGACCAUGCAAAUCCAUCAUAUGACUGAAACGCAUAAGAAACCGCUGGAAGGCGGAGAAGCCGUCAGUGACUGGAGUAGCUACAUGCCGGGGUAGGGAGCAGCACUCCUCUUAAUGACUUAAACUAGUGAUCUUGGCUAGUGAAACUUCUUUUUGUCAACGGCAACUCUCAUGUCGUUAUAAUGAGAGGAUGGCUAAGAGGCGUGACGCGGACGAAGGAAAGCUGAUCGCCCCCGUGGUUCAGCUUGACCAUAUUGUUGAUCCGAUUCCCGAAGGCGUAGACAUGGAUUGUGGUGAUGGAGAAAAUGAACUGUGUUUGGAGGAGAUUCUAAAACUAUAUGGACAGCCGAUUAACGAGGAACAGGCGUGGGCAGUUUGUUACCAGUGUUGCCGGUCCUUGGCGAAGGGGCACCAGCGAAGACGCACCAAAUCUGCCAAGGCACCAGUGGUGGAUUAUGCGGGAAGAAUCGAGGGACCAGGGGAUGUCCGAAUUCGCAAGGACGGAACGGUUAGACUACAAUAUCAGGGUGAUCAAGAUAAAUACAGAUCGUCAUGCACACCGGUGGAGGUGGUGGAGUCUCUGGGCAUCAUGAUCUACAAGGCGCUGGACUACGGCCUGAAGGAGAACGAGGAGCGGGAGCUCAGCCCGCCCCUGGAGCAGCUCAUCGACAUCAUGACCAACAUGGGUGUGGCAGAGAGCGACGCCUGUCCCGACGAGGGCUACGAGGCCACCGAGGAGGAGGACGAGGGUGACGAGGGUGACGAAGAUCCUGCCGGGGUGUGCAACGUCCACGGCUACCGGGAUGUCCUCAAGCUCUGCACCUCCCACCUCCCCAGCUCCUCAGAUGCCUCCAGCCACUACCAGGCCGUGUGCCGGGCCCUGUACACUGAGACCAAGGAGCUCCACACCUUUCUGGAGAAGAUCAAGAGUGCCAAAGAGAACCUACGAAAGAUGGAGGGGCAAUCUACAGAAGAGCCAACACGAGACCUGAACGAGCUGCAGAAUGCUGAUUGGGCUCGGUUCUGGGUGCAGGUGAUGAGGGACCUGCGGACCGGGGUGAAGCUGCAGAAAGUGCAAGCGCGGCAGUACGACCCCCUGCCCUUCGAGUACCAGCUCACGCCCUACGAAAUGCUGAUGGACGACAUCCGCUCCAAGCGCUACAAACUGCGCAAGGUCAUGGUGAACGGAGACAUCCCGCCCAGGUUAAAGAAGAGUGCCCAUGAAGUCAUCCUGGAGUUCAUUCGUUCCAGACCUCCUCUCAACCCUGUCGCUGCCCGCAAACUGAAGCCCCACCCUCCCAGGCUGCCCUGUCUGCACGAGCGAAUCCUGGCGGGGAUCAAAGCGGAGAGAAAACUGAGGCCUGUGUCUCCUGAAGAGAUACGCAGGAGCCGGCUUGUAAUUCGACCGCUUAGCAUGUCUCAAAGCUUUGACUUGUCAGCAGUGUACACUCCCGAAACCACGAAGAGGAGACCGGUCAGCACUCUGGCUCUGGCCAAUGGGACCUCUCAGGGCCAGCAGAGUAUGGUGGACGGGCCCCCUGCACUCGCCCAGAGGAAGAGGCUACUGAAGGCCCCUGCCUUGUCUGAGCUGAACAGCUCUGACUCCGAGGACGAGUCCCCAUGCAGGUCAGCCAGUAGUUCCAGCAUGUCUACCUCGCUGAUGGACGACACCUCGCCAGAGUCCGUAGUGGGCAAAAAGACUCCACCUAUGUUCCUGCCAAUCUCCUCCACGCCGCAACCGGAGAAGCGCCUGUCGUUCCAGAGGAGACACUCCAUCGAGAAGGAGACCCCCACGAAUGUUCGGCACUUUAUGCCCCCUUCCCGGCAGAGCUCCAAAUCUCUGGUUUCCAUGGACUCCAGCCCCAAGUCGGAGGAGUUCUGCUACCCGGUGGAGUGUCUGGCUCUGACAGUGGAAGAGGUGAUGCACAUCAGACAAGUGCUGGUCAAAGCCGAGCUGGAGAAGUUCCAGCAGUAUAAAGAUGUGUACAGCGCGCUCAAGAAAGGAAAGCUGUGCUUCUGCUGUCGUACGAAGAGGUUCUCCUUUUUCACCUGGUCCUACACCUGCCAGUUUUGUAAAAGAUAUGUAUGCUCACAGUGUUGUAAAAAGAUGAGGCUGCCCACCAUGCCCCUUGCAAGCCUACCCAUCUACUCCCUGGGGUCUGGCUCCCUGUCCAGAGAGGAGGCCCCAGCCCUGCCCGAGAAUGCUUCCUGCAGCCCCCAACGGCAGGGCCUGCAGCGCACUGGCUCCAGGCUGUCGAGGCUCGGGGAGAGGUCAUCCCGGGACGAGUUCCCCCUGGAGCUGGCGGGGGACUGGAGCACCAUGGAGGUGUGCGUGGACUGCAAGAAGUUCAUCACUGAGAUCAUCUCCUCCAGCAAGCGCAGCAUGGCCACCAAGCGCAAGCGGCUGAUGCGCAAGACCCAGUCCUUCCGCACCCCCUCCCCCAAAACCACCGACUACCGGCCGUCCGAGCACACCAUCAAAGAGGCGUGAGGCUUGAGGCUCGCCCUUUCUCUCGCCCCUCUCUCGCAUGCCGGCACCUGCCCCGAUUCCCCCCCACGCAUCCCGCACAGCCGACUCUGGGUCCCCUGAGGAGAUGCGGUGCUGACGAUGUUUUCCGCUGUCGUUUGGCUUUGACUGCGUUUGUGAUGUCACGGGGGCCCGUGGUUGUGCUGUGAUCGUCAGCCAUGUUGAGUGAGGCAGCUGUAAAGGCCAGUUUCUAGUCCGGCGACAGUGUCGCUGUGACGGUGAUGUGCAAUGCAUGUCGCCUGUUGCAGCUACAUUUGGUUUAUACUCUGGGCGACUGGAGUGCGUUUAUAUAUUUAUGCUACGGACAACGGCCACAGUCUAUGUCGGGCGACAAAACUUACACGAAUGUUCUGCAAAUUUCAGUCGAGUGACACUGUCACUGGACAAUAAACUGGCCUUAAGACUGAAAGUGGCCAUAAAGGUAGAAUGUUCAGUGUGUUUGUGCUAGUUGUUGCUGGGCACCUCUUCUUCUUCCGGACAAAAGAAUGGUAAUACAUUGUGUUGUAAAUAUUGUAUAUAGGACAUUCCCGUCACUGCACAACCACACCCCCUAGUAUACAGUUCCAGGCUGAGUAAAACCUUGUGCAUGGUACAGCCUGCACCCCUUUCUCAGGAAAUGUAGUUUGGUCCAGCUUUUGGCCCAAGGCGCUUUCUCCUCACUGCCCGCCAACAGUAUGACGAAUGAAUGCAUUCCAAUGAAGCAGUAUCAACUUAAUUUACUACCCCGAUUUCUUUAUCCCUGCUAAAUCGAUAAGGAACGGCAAGAAACUAAGGAAUUUAAUGCAACGCUUUAAUAAGGUUAGCAUGCUGAAUUGCUAAAGCUACCAAAAAAAUACUGUUCUCCACCAAUCCUGAAAUUGUAGAUUUAGUAUGGUAAAAUGUUCAGUGCAUAGUUAUAUAGCAACUGAGGAAUCGGCCAAAAUUUGAGCUGAGAAUAAGUGACUAGCUUCCAUUACCAGCCCACUCUCAGGGAGUUCUUGGGAAUUAUACCUUGAGACAUGUACUUCUGUUCAAACCUUUUAGACCUGUUGGAGUCGAGGUGCAGACCAGGUUGUGACCACAUUUUAAAAAUAAAUAAUGGCCGCACCCCAUCACCUUUGAUCUUGUGAUGGUUUUGAAAUUGAAGAAUAGAAGCAUGAUCUCUUAUUUUUCUGUUACAGUUCAAUGCACUGGACACUUUGUGUUAUUGUAGUGUCUUACUUAUUUUUCACCAUAUUUUUCAUCUAUGGGCCAUCUGCAGGCUUUAUUUUGACUCGUCUGUCAUGCAGUAAGUACAGUUUUCCUAGUGCCAAAAUCUUUAUUUUGUAUUUUUUCUUCUCUGUUUUAAUGGUGUAUAGUUCCAACCUGGUGUAAAUACGGUUAUAUUUGUAAUGAAGUUUCUUACGAUCCCAAAGGGGGAAUCUUGACUGGAUCCGUGACUGGAGACAUUUAUAAAGUACAUUUGUGUACAUGCUGUAUAUCUAAAUGGUAUUUGCCCACAGUUCUGAUGUAUCAAGAUUUAUUUAAAAAUAACCUUGUAUAAAAAUGAUUCUUAUUAUUUUAGCAGUUUUUCUGUAAUAACCACAUGCUGUUGUUAUAAGUUAUAUUAACCAUCUUGGACAGACAAGCACUGGAAUAGCACUUUGUUUAUGUUUAACUUUAUUUUGUGGUUUUGUUGCCCUUCAAAAAUGACAAUGUGACCUUGGUUUUGAGGUUUGCUGAUGGUACACAUUAGGGGAGUUCAUAUAUUAGGUAUUCAGAGAUUUCUUUCUUUUUGUGAAAGUUCUAAUUCAGGCCAAAAGGUGAUAAAUAAUUAAAGCAAAACACAAAAACAUGUGCUUGGAACAGAAUGCUUUGUUUCCAGUCCCUUUCAAAUUCAGCUCAAACAAAAAAAACCACAAUCUCGAAUCUUGUGCACAGACAGGGUUAUUCUUUAUUUAUGGCUUGAAGACUCAUUUUAACUGUUACAUACUACUGUUCCCAUACUUAUACAGUCUUUCAUGAAGUAGAAAUGAAGGCAAACCAAUCGAUUACAGUUUUACACCUUUAACAUGAAAUUACUUUGCUCCUGAAUAUAAUAUAUGUAUAUCAUAUAAUGCAAUUAUUUAUUUUCGGUCAAUACCAUAUCUGAAUUUCCGGCUGUAAAAACGUGUUUAGUCAAUUAAUUUGGGUUUCAUUGGCACAGGAAGCGGAAUCUUGGUUCGCAAUCACUUAGUUUCCCCCUCAAAUGAAUGUCGGCCAUUUUGGGUUGAUCAGCCUGUUAUACAUUGGCAUCGUUAAUCCUGCAUCAGGAUUUGGAAGAAUAUGUAGGGAACUGUUUUAUGUAUGCAUUACAGUGCAGUGAAUAGUUUUUAAUGUGGGCUUUUUGUAUAUUACUUGUUGGGCAAUGGCAGCAUAAGAAUGGUACAGCCAAAUUUUGAAAGUGACUCUGCAAUUUAAAGAUUUGUAAAUACAGAUUGAGGAGUGCUCUUCAGUUUUACGUUUUUUUCAACCCGUAGAUGUUUUUUUUUUUUUUUUUGUUUUUUUUUUCUUCCUUUCUGAAAAUAUAUAUUUUUCUUCAUAUUUUAAAAUCUCUCAUAUUGCCUGUGCAGAUGAAUGCAAUCUUUUGGUUUUGUAUAGCAAGGCUGCUUCAGUAUUUUUUUCCUUUGCUCUAUGACCACAAUGUGGCUGCUUUGGCUCUUGGGUUGCUUCUGAGACAGAACAGCAUGAUCAUGUGGUCAGAAAACAAAACAAACAAAAAAAAAAAAAAAACUGUGGAGUGCUUACAUGCUGUCCAAUUUGGCCAAUGAAGUCAAGCCUCUGGUUGAAAAAUGCCUUUUUAACGUGUACAUUAGUUCAGUGGUUACUCGUUGCCUUGGUUAUCUGGGUGCGCAUGCGUAAAAGCCCAUCGCUCGACACAUUAGGGGGUGGGGUGUAUUUGCUUGGGGUGUCUUCACAGUACCAGUUUGAGUGCUGUUCCCAUAACAGUCACGGACAACUCAUCCUUCUGCUGUUCCUGAAGUGUUCCUCUUCGUAAUUCAAAGCUGUUUAAAAAGUAACUGCCAAGUCCAUUUCACAAAGCUGCUCAUUUUGCCUUAAUGUCAGUGUCUGCCUGGGUUCUUUGGCAGAUUGCAUUACUUACAGUAUGUGUCAAUAUUGGUGAGUUGCCGUUAGUUUAUUUGAAAUGCAUUGGUGUCUCAGUUCAUAAGAGGUUUCUGGCAUAACAAUAUUGUUUCAUCAAUCCCCAUAUAUUGCUGCCCAUUCCUAAGGCAUUGAGUAUUCCAGGAAUUCAAUACCCAGGGAUUUUCCUAAUAAAAAGCCAUUGCUGAGGAGAUCUGGGAACAGCAGGAUCGAUGAUUUGAGAAUCUGCAAAAGCUAUCUUCAAUUUCCCAUACAUUUUUUGAAUUAGUGUAGACUUAUGCUGGCUUCUAGAAAAUUCCUAAGAAACCUUGCAAGCUUGUUUAAAAAGCCGUUUUGUACAGUACGCUUUAGCAAGGCAGUGAUUUGCUUCACCAUCUGUUAUGCUUUCAUAAGGUGGAUGUAUUAGUCACUUAUGCUGUACAGUACAUGGACAAAAUGUGUCAGUUACUGGGAAAAUAAGGGUCAGAGGCACAAUGAUUUCCUCUCCUUACCCCCACCCCCACUCGCCCUUGUGUGGCUGCAUUGUGCAUGGACCACUGUGUGGCUUGUAACUUUAAACCAUAGAGCUAUUCAUAAAGAAAUGUCAAUAAAAUCAAUAAAAAUGUGAUGCAACAUGCUCAAAA
Messenger RNA from Conger conger (European conger), 6306 nucleotides. RefSeq names its product spire-type actin nucleation factor 1a (gene spire1a). NCBI's taxonomy places the organism in Eukaryota, Metazoa, Chordata, Actinopteri, Anguilliformes, Congridae. The coding region runs from base 248 to 2548 and encodes 766 amino acids. Gene Ontology annotation, cellular component: cytoplasmic vesicle membrane; cell cortex. Gene Ontology annotation, biological process: actin filament network formation; intracellular transport; polar body extrusion after meiotic divisions. The transcript has 18 exons. Gene Ontology annotation, molecular function: actin binding. The record is from RefSeq and is a predicted model, not a curated record.